UUCAGAGAUUUAAUCGGCGAUCUGUUGAGUGUAUAUAAAGAAAUUUGAUGAGUAGAUCUUUGUUCUAGUCACUUUACAAUCGCUUGAGACUAUUUGUCAGUGACCUUGAUAACGCCCUCGAGUUCGCCAAACACGUACAAAUUUUGCGCUACUUGAUGUCAUGCUCUGAAGUUUCUUGUUGACGUCAAAGUGAUCUUCAAACAGUCCAGAUCAGUAUUUCUAAUCUUACCUUCUAUAUUGGUAAGUUUCUUCAAGGUGGUUGGAUUGGACUAAUGAAAUAAUUACUUCAUCACAACAAAAUUAACUUUGUUUCUAACUCCACAUCAACGUUCAUAUUUCGGUUGCUUAAUGGAUGUGAAAGUCGGUAAACCGAGAGAAAAGCCUUCAUACUACGGUGGGGAUAAAGUUGACGCUGACGAUGAAGAAUCUCAAAAGCUUUGUAUAAAUGAUUGUCGACAAAAGCAGGCAGCAUUGUACCCUCCCUUUUUGUUUAAAUCAUCGUCGGCACAGUUACUUCUCUCACCUCCAGAUGCAAGUGAACUUCUUGCUAUAACUGGUCAAAGUAGAAUUCAUCUGUAUAUACAGCGAAAUUUGGACGAACUUUCGCUCAAAACAUGUGAAAAUUGCAAUAACUCUAAUCACUCAGACAUCUCAAAUCCUAUUGAAGUCGAUUUGGCUGUUUGCAAACUAAAUAAUCUUAGUAUUCCAUCGUUUCCUCAAAAUUUGUCUUCUGAAGUUUCAAUAUUCCGGUCUCAUGGACUUCCUUUACUUGUUUGGCCUAAAUCAGCUGAUAAAAUACUCAUUCAAAAGUAUUUAAAUUAUAACUAUCCGGAUUGUGGUCGUUGGUUUAGUGAACUAGAUAAAGUAACCGGCUGGUUAGAACAGAAAUGGAGGCCAUUAACACGAAACUUGGGCAUAGUUAGUAAUGGUGAAAUCAGUAAUAAUGAUGAUAAUUGGAUCAAAUUGGAUAAGAAUAUAUGUAUUCGUGGUCUUCCCUCGGAUUGCGUUGCUGUAACUUAUUUGAAAAAACGUUCGACACAAUAUGAAAAAUAUGCCAGUUUAUUAAAAAGUUACUUUACUCAUCGUCUACAAUUCACACCAGCUUUUCAUCAUAAUCCUAUACAUAGAGAACUUGAAGAACAUUACAAAGAAAGACUCGGUUGUUUAAGUGAAGAUGCUGGUUAUUUUAAUGUUAUUGGAAAUCGUCUCAUUCAAGUGAUUAAUAAAGCCUUAUCAUCUGGUAGACCGUAUUCUCUUAACCCAAUCACUUUCACUUCUUCUAUCAGUGAUUUAAGUAUGAGAGAACAAUGUUUACAUGCUUUACUACCUGGCAAUGAGGUGAAGAAUAUUAGAAACCAGAAGAGGAAAUCCACUAACGAACUGUGUAGAAUCGAUGGUCUUUCCGAUACUGAUAGUCAGUUUAUUGAUAGUCAAUCUAAUGACGACGGUGACGGAAGCAUUUCAGAAUUUGACGAUGAUAGUGAUCAGUUUUUAGCGCCUAAUGAGAAGGACACAGUUAGUCCGAAAUCAGCUGAUCAGUCCUCUCGUGAUCUACCAAAUCGACCAAUAAGCAAAGAGAUAAUGAAAAAUAAAGGCAUUGUAAAAUAUCGACAUAAACGUGAACGUAAUCCUAGAGUGCAUUUACGGCAUAAAUUCCGUAAGGCAACAAUUCGUUACAGAUCACGUGUUGCGCCGGUUCGUAAAGAAGACAAACCAUAUGCUGGUGAAGUUAAAGGAAUACGUGUAAAUUUGAUUAAAUCGCAUAAAUUCAAAAAAUAUUAAUUCACUUUUCAACACAUUCAGUACUUCUUUGUAGUUGAUUUCCUUUCCUUUCUGUGAUCAUUCUGACAUGUUUUUUUAUGUGAUUAGCGGUGUUAUAUAUUAAAUAUAUUAGAUUAGGUUUUAUUUGCGAAAGUUGACAGUGAUUACGAAUUACAUACGGUGGAAAGAUAGUUCUUGUUUCAAAUAGAAUCUACUGGAACUAAUAUACUUUACGACAAUUCAACAUUUUCAAUCGACACGGAUAACGGAUAGUUUCGAAGUAUAAUAUGAGGCUUUCCGUCUGUGGGACCUAG
Schistosoma haematobium is the source of this 2075-nucleotide messenger RNA. RefSeq names its product Something about silencing protein 10. The transcript has 11 exons. The coding region runs from base 349 to 1782 and encodes 477 amino acids. Gene Ontology annotation, cellular component: small-subunit processome; nucleolus. Gene Ontology annotation, biological process: maturation of SSU-rRNA from tricistronic rRNA transcript (SSU-rRNA, 5.8S rRNA, LSU-rRNA). Lineage: Eukaryota; Metazoa; Platyhelminthes; Trematoda; Strigeidida; Schistosomatidae. The record is from RefSeq and is a predicted model, not a curated record.